GGCCUCUGGCCAGCGCGACGGUUUCUCGCGUUGCCGUGGAAACCACUGGCCAGCGAGGCUCCGGAGGGAAAGACGCGUCUGUUCAAGAUGGCGAAGGACCUGGACGAGCUUCUGGAUGAAGUCGAGACCAAGUUCUGCAGACUCGACCCCCUGAGGCUGGAUCAAAAGCCCAAAGGCGGCGGCGGCGGCAGCACGUACAGCAGCGACCGGAACGGAGCCCAGGAGAAAGAGACUCUCAGAUCAACAGAAACAUUUAAAAAAGAAGAUGAUCUUGACAGUCUUAUUAAUGAAAUAUUCGAGGAGCCUAACUUUGACAAAAAAUCUUUUCAAAAAUUUAAAUCUAAAUCUUCAAGUAACACAACUGUCAGAGCUCCCCUCCAAGGCCCCAGUAAAAGUUGCAGCCCAGUGUAUCUCAGUGGAAGCGCCAUUCCAUGUGGGAUUGGAACAAACACUUCACAGAGAGCAUGUGACCGACUGCGAUGUGUAGCCUGUGAUUUCUGGAUAGUGAGCUACAAUGACUAUAUGUGGGACAAGUCAUGUGAUUACCUGUUCUUCAGAAACAACAUGCCAGAGUUCCACAAACUCAGAACAAAGCUGAUCGAGAAGAAAGGAGCACGGGCGUAUGCCUGCCAGUGUAGCUGGAGAACUGUUGAAGAACUCACUGACCUGCAGACAGACCAUCAGCUUCGCUGGGUCUGUGGUAAACACUGAGGAUGCAGAGCGUUCACAUCCCAGCAGCUGCACCCGUGAGGACAAACUGCACGCACCAACCCGAGUCCCAGUGCACAGCGGUGCUGUGCCCUUGGGAAAAGGCACUGCAUUCUGUGUAACUGCACACAUUUUUUGAAGACAAUGGACUGGAAAAGACACGUGUACUGUGACACCUUGCCGUUCUUCCUUUUGAUGUGGACAUUUUACUUAGUAGGUUAAAAUACCUGCAUUCACCAGCCUGUCUCCUUUUAGGGAUUGAAAUUGUGACAUUUCAUGCAAAUUUCCAGCUUUUCCCUAGCAACUGCCAUACUGACUGCUCACCCACUCCAAAGGUCCCUCAUGUAUCAUGGUCAUGAAUGAGUGCCCACUGGCAGCGCAGAGAGGUCACUGUAUGUGGGUGUUCGUCACUCUUCCUGUUCUGAUCCACCAUCAUCAGAGACUAGAAGUUGAACAUGACAAAAAGCAGGUCACCACUGGUUAACCGAGUCAAGAGUCUGGGGACAUUGUGAACCCCGCCUUAUAUGUAUCUCCUCACCAGCUCAGUUCAGUAUUUUGCAUAAUAGUAAUAGUGAUGAUGUUGCCAGUUUUAGCAUAUUUCCCUCCUUUGCUCAUUGAUCAAAAGUUGUUUAGUUUUCUAUUAGCAAACAUCUGUUUAUACAUAUAAGAUUUUUGAUGCAGCUAAAGUUACUAAAAUCCUGCAAAUAAGUCAUUGUUGGACUUUUCAAGUAUGCUCCAUAACUGUGAAUGAGCAGCCGUGAGAUGAUUCUCAGACGACCUAUGGACUUUCCAGCAGAUCAGGUUGGUCCGUUCUUUACCGAAGCAUAGAGAAGCGAUGGGUAGCCACUGGGCUCUGCUGAUAUCACUGAGAUGGGAGGAACUGUAGCAUAGUACCAUGCAUUACCUCAGUUUUACCUCCAAGCCCCAUAGCCGUUUCAGGGUUUUUCUAGUCUGCCAGAAUUCUAUUCUGUGUGUCCACUUCCUGUUGUGUAUUACUUAAGUGAGUGACACGGGGCACUCUGAAAGGAUGUUCAUUUUAGCACAAAUAUGAUCUGCUUGCUUGUCUGUUGACUCCGUCCUUGCCACCAAGCAAACGUCUGAUCGCUGAAAGCUCUUUCCUAGCAUAGGGUGUAGCUCCCAAAUAGAGUACUUGCACUGCAUGCAGGGCCCUAAGUUUAUUCCCAGUAGUACAAAAGAAAAAAGAAAGACGGAGAGGCAAGUUUUGCCUGACCAUGACACACUUAUGUACUUAAAAAAACAUUUAAUUACAGCAAAAGAGAUUUCAAAGUGGCUGAUGCUCAAAUUCUUGUAUUAAGAUAUAUUUACAGAUUUUUCUUUCAAUAAACUAACUUA
Apodemus sylvaticus (European woodmouse) is the source of this 2061-nucleotide messenger RNA. It is a transcript of the gene Cfap418, whose product is annotated as cilia and flagella associated protein 418. Gene Ontology annotation, cellular component: cytosol. The record is from RefSeq and is a predicted model, not a curated record. The transcript is spliced from 6 exons. The coding region runs from base 88 to 711 and encodes 207 amino acids. Lineage: Eukaryota; Metazoa; Chordata; Mammalia; Rodentia; Muridae.